AUGCGUGCUUUCAUUCUUGUGUGCUUGGUGGCCUCGGCAUGUGCCCAAUAUAAUUAUGGUGCCGGUACUAGUGGUGGAAAUUAUGGAGCUGCCAGCAGUGUAACUCCUUCCUUUGCUCCUCAAAGUUCAACUUUGGAAAAGGAAUUCUAUACCUUCACCGCCAAUGAUGCUGACUUCAAUGAUCCAGCUGCCUCCAAUCAAUACAACAGAGUCGCUAAGAAGAAUCUUCGUGUUAUUUUCAUCAAAGGUCCUGAAAAUAAUGGUUUGGAAGAUGCUGUCCUUGGCUUGGCUAAACAAGCUGCUGAACAACGUACUGCCAUUUAUGUCCUCAACAAACAACCUGAUCUUGCCGGUUUGGCUGAUAAAUUCAGUAGAAUCAACAACAAUGUUAACCACAAACCUGAAGUUCAUUUUGUGAAAUACCGUACCCCUGAAGAUGCUGCCAAUGCUCAACGCGCUAUCCAAAGCCAAUACGACAGUUUGGGUGGUACUUCCCAACAUUUCAAUGGUGGUGUUGCUCCUGCCUUGAAUUUUGCUUCUAAGGGAUCAUAUGGUGCUGCUUCAGCUCCAGCAAGUUCUUAUGUUGCUCCUGCAUCUGGUGCUAGCUUGAGUCAAAAUUAUUUGCCAGCUGCUAUUUUGCGUCGUCUCCGUCGCAAGUAG
This is a messenger RNA of Musca vetustissima, 660 nucleotides long. RefSeq lists its product as uncharacterized. The transcript has a single exon. The record is from RefSeq and is a predicted model, not a curated record. Lineage: Eukaryota; Metazoa; Arthropoda; Insecta; Diptera; Muscidae. Bases 1 to 660 code for a protein of 219 amino acids.